AGAAAAUGAUGGAAGGAAAUGGAAAAACAUCUGUACCUUCAGGUCACUACAGAUUUCGAAUACCAAAGAAGAAACCAAGCAGCAAGCCAGAGGAAGGCCAUGUUCAGUCCCCUCUGUCAAGGCUCACAGAUUCCCACCAUCUGGACUGCCCUUUACAAGAGUGGAAAUUAAGGGCAAGGAAUCGGGGCUCUUCUUCAAACAGGAAAAGACAAAGAGACUUUGACAGACAUGACUUUGCUGGUGAAAGAGCCAUAAUUGGGCAACCCAAAGUUAUGUUGACGAAUAUCCUGAGGACGGAAAUAGGAAGAAAAUACACACAGAACCAGCUUAUAACUGAUGCUAAUAUAUCUGACGAUGACAAAGUGCAGUCAGAUCUACCAACUUCAUCUUCUGUUGCCAGCGUAGAGAUUUGUCAAAUAUUAAACCCUCCUCUCCAAAACCUUUUUCAGUCCAAAAGGCAGCCCAAAGUUAUCUUGACAAAUGUCCUGAGGACAAAAGUUGGAAGAAAAUAUGCAAAGAGCCAUCUUAGCUUUGAUGCUAACAUAUCUGAUGCUGACAAGUUACAGUUGGGUCAACCACCCUCAUCAUCUGUUGCCAGCCUACAGACAUGUCAGAUAUUAAGUCCUACUCUUCAAAGUUCUUUUCUGUCCAAAAGGUACGAACGCCGCCCCAAAAAGUCAGAUGACAGUCUUUUAAAAUUAACUGAAUCUUCUGAAGAAACUGAAAGCAAUAACAUUGUCAUCAGUGUUAGAAGACAUGAUGCUCAGAAGAAAGAAAAUAAGGAAGCUGACCACCAGGAUAAAAGGAGUAAAAAUCUGAACAACACCUCCCUUGACUGGAGGGAAGCAAGCUGUCUGAAUUCUGAGAAGAGGAAAAGAUUUAGUGGCCAUCUUUCUGAUCAAUGUAAUACACGUUCUUCAGAAAAACUAUUACUGUCCUGUAAAGAACAAAGAAUUAGUUCAGAUCAGCUUCCAGACUGCAGAGGCUCUAGUGAGAGCAGCCAUGGCCACCAAGCUAACCCAUUUCAGGAAGAUAUUCCUCAGCUACUAAGCACAGAAAGUAAAGCAACAUCCAUCCAGGAUGAUGGGAAGCCUGCUGCUAGCUGUGCAAAGGAAUCCUGCUUAGAGUCUCCUCCCAAGAGUUGGUUGCCUAGCAAACUGAAGGUGGACACAUCAGAGUAUAUGAGGAAGUUGCGUAACAGAUGCAGGAGCAAUCGGACAUUUAUUCCAGCUGAGCCAAUUGUUCUUUCCAGUGAUGAGGAAGAAGGAUCUUCUGAACCAGAUCACCCAGAAAUGCCACAUGUGCAACCUGGGCAAGAUGAUUCACCUAACAGCAGAGAGAGCGAGCAAGACGCUGAGUCUUUGCCAGAGGAACCAUUGCAAGAUGUAACCGAAAGCAAAUCUGAACAGGUUUCAUCUGAACCAUGUGAAGACAACUCUUCCACAGGGUCACUUUCCAGCAGCGCACCAAAUGAACAAAGGGAUCCAACAUUAGAUAUCAAGUAUGCCACUCUGUUCAUCGGGAAAAUCAAAGGAAGAGCAACAGGCUGUGUUUCAUUCACUCCAAGGUACAUUAACAUCCCAUUUCAAGUGGCUUUUAAUAAGAUCAUAGAAUUGUCAGUGGAUACUGUCCACCUAAGAAAAUUUGGCUUGUGGAGGAGUACUGAUGACUCUCACUCUGAAAAGAGUAAAAAUCUCAUUCUCCUUUGGCUGUCUGCAGACUGUGUGGAACAGAUUAAAACCCAACUAGGAACAUCUGUUUCAAGGAAGCCAUCCAAGGCCGAUGAAUUCCUAUUUCUUGAACUAUUACAACCAUUAAUGGAACAAGAACAAAUUAAGCUGAAUGAGUUGAUUGCAGAAGUGAGCAAGAAAAACCGGGCACCCGAUCUCUCUGACUUGUUGUCUUCGAAGCAGGUGUUACCUUUGUUUAAGGACCUGUCCCCUGAAGACAGCUCUUUUAUGAAAUAUCACCAUACCUUGUUUCAGCAGCAGUUGAAGGAGAGUGCCUCAGUUCUGCCUGACCCUGUGCCUCAGGAAUCUAAAGUAAAUGCAGCCAAGCCCAAUUAUGCUGUUUUGCAUAAGCAGAAUAAUGGUCACUAUGCCAUUUCUCUGUCAUCUAAGUCAGAUGAUAAAUGGAAAGAAAUAAGAGAAACCGGACCAGUUGAGAAUUUGAUUGUUUAUCCUCCUCCACCUGCCAAAGGAGGACUGGGAGUCACGAAAGAGGAUCUUAAGUGUUUAGAGUAUGGAGAAUUCCUCAAUGAUGUCAUCAUUGACUUCUAUCUGAAAUACCUUUUAUUGGAGAAAGCACCAAAACAUCUUGCUGAGCGCUCACAUGUUUUUAGUAGCUUCUUCUAUAAGUGCCUGACCAGGAGAGAGAAAAACUCUGAGAAAGAUCCAAAGCUUUCGGCAGCACAGAGAAGACACAGAAGAGUAAAAACGUGGACUCGUCGUAUAAACAUCUUUACUAAAGAUUAUAUCUUUGUUCCUGUGAAUGAGGAGUCUCACUGGUACCUUGCAGUUAUUUGCUUUCCUGGGUUGGAAGCAGCUGUGUAUGAAGAUUGUCCGAACCAGUGCCUCCUACAGCCCCAUAUUAAGCAAUCUUCACUUCAUUCAAAAAAAGAGACAGAGGCUGUUAGAACCAGUAAAGUCCUGGUCUUUGGUGAUAACUGCAAGGAUGAAGAAGAACUGGAUCUAAACAGCAGUCUGCAUUUGAAAGAUGGUGAUCAGCAGACUACUUUGUCCUCUGCCUUGAAUUCAUAUAAUUCCAAAAGCUCCUUAAAUGAUUCCAACCCACAGAAAAUUUGUAAAAGGCCUUGUAUACUCAUCUUAGAUUCCUUGAAAGCAGGUUCCCUGCGUAGCACAGUUCAGAUCCUGAGACAGUACCUGGAAAUAGAAUGGGAAGUUAAACGAAAAACCCACCGGGAGUUCGGCAAAUCAACAAUGAUUGAUUUCUGUCCUAGAGUCCCGAAACAGGAUAACAGCAGUGAUUGUGGGGUAUAUUUACUGCAGUAUGUGGAAGCCUUUUUCCAGAAUCCUAUCAUUAACUUUGAGCAGCCCAUGCACUUGGAGCGUUGGUUCCCUCGUCGGGUGGUGAAAAACAAAAGGGAAGAAAUUCAAGAUCUCAUCUUGCAAUUGCACUUGCAACAGCAAGGUGGCAGCAGCAGCUAAAGAAUCUGCUCCGGCAAACCUGGAAGAGACAUUUCUGUACAGUGUGACUGGAAAACUGCUUAGCAGCACCUGGGCUGUGCCUGCUUUGCAAAAAAGGAAAACCACAUAGUAUUUUUGUUUGUCUGUUGGUAAAUUUGUUCCAGGACUUUUUGUUUGAAUUGUAGGAUGUGGGUUGAAGCUUUAUAGAUACAGUGUAAAUAUGUAAUUUAAAAUUAACAAAUAUUCACCUAAGUGAAUUUUUAUUUGGAAUAUGGGAACAGCAUAGAGGUAUGUGCCACAAAGAUGGGAAAGUUCUUUAAUCCUGUAGAGGCUGUUCCUCACUGUUGUGUGCACAUGCACACAACUCAGAUUUGAGUGAACAUAUAGUCAUCAUGCUUGGUGAGAAGAUCUCAUCCCUAUGUUGUAAUGCUCUGCCUUGCAGUUCUCAUAUAUAGUAUGAAUACCAUGUAUUUCUUUAUUUUAAGAAUAUAGUUAUGAAUCUCUUUAGAGAUAUCUCUUUUGAUAUAUUUUUAUUAUUAUUUGUUUAUAAUUUGUGACAUGAAUAGCUGCAGCUGCAUGCGCGUCAGCCUGUUGAGAGUUGAGCUUGCUGUUUUAGUGUUUCCGUCAUAAAACUUAACUUAUAAGGAAACUGAAAGCAUUUGCUUCAGGAUAAAGCUUGAAGUCUUUGCAGUUGAAACAUGGACUUUUCUUGAAUUUUCAAAUAUAGUUUUUCUUAACCACAGGUUGGAAAAAGGUUGUGCUUUUAAAUUAUAGAUGUAUCCUGGUGCAGUAAACCCUACCUGCCUGACUUGUAUGUCUUUGAUGCGAUGAGACUUCUAUCCAUAAGGCAAUCAGGUGUUGGUCUCAAAUUGUUUUUAGGUGCUUUAAUGAGAACUGUAUGCACAUGCCUUUACUCCAAAGGCCUGCUGUAUUCAGAGUUGUAAUGUGUGUUAAGAACCUGCGUAGGUAUUUUGGGCCCAAGCUGGCAAACAAGUAAGUCUAUGUUUAGUAGUUUUACUUAUUGGAGUUUUACUUAGUCAUGUUGAAUCACACUGAGUAAAAGUAUUGGAGGUUUGGAUUGGGCCUUUUAUGUGAUAAGCUAACAAGUGAUUGGCUAAAUGGAUAUUUAUGCCAUUUUCAAGGAGAAACUAGCCCCAGAAAGUUUUAAUAACCCUUUAAUACAUGGUCACCUAGAGUGCUUUCCCCUGUUCUCCAUUGUAAAGAAGUACAUUUUGCAGUUGCCUUUGAAAGGACUACAUUUUAAUCACAGCUGUAAAGUGACAUUUCAGCUUUCAAAGCUGAAAGUGAAUGGCAGAGCUAAAAUGAAAGUUUAAGGGAGGUCCAGAAGGGUGACAGAUAGUCCCAGUAGCCAGAUUCAGGAACAGAUCUUCAGCUGGUAUAUGGCACUACAAUGCCAUUCUCUUAAUUAGAGCAGCAGGAGGAGUUGGUCACUGCUGUUCAUUUUUUUCACUUAGCAUUAUUAUUCACACCAUGAGUUGCCUUACAGAGGGAAGAAAAAACAUUUCAAAAUAGGCUUAUUAGCUGGCUGAGGGCUGUUACCUUCUACCUGCCUGCAGUUAGCUUAACUGAAGCAGUCAAUACACAUUUCAGAGCAUAACUCCACUUUCAUUUUAGUUUCUUUUGACCAUUGAGCAACUUUUUUUAGUUUCAUAGAUCAUCACUCUUAGCCUCCAUAAGCCUGUGUGGCUUUUGUCUCCCUAGCCAUCGCAUCAACAUUACUAUAGACCUAAGGGAUUUUUUGUUUAUUUAUUGUUCAGAUGGAUAAAAGAUUAAGUAAAGAUAUGUGAAUCGUACUUGUAUACUAUGCCUUCUCAACUGAUACAUAUUUUUCCUGGUGAUCCUAUUAAAAUUAUAAAUACAUUUUUUCCUGCAUUACUAAUUGAUUCCCACCGUAAAAUAAUAUUUGUGCUUCUUUAGAUUGAUGUGUUUGUACACUUUUUCAAAGGUAAUCUAGUCUUUUUUAUUAACCAGCUUUUAUAACACCACCUUAUGAGACCUUUAUAGAUUAGCGAUGGAAAUGUGUAAUGGGAAUGCCAGUGUGUUUGAAAUUAAAAGGCUUUAAAAGUUGUGGACUUGAUUGUUCCCUUUCAGUUUUGCUGUAGAGCCAGUGAAUUAACUGUAAGCAAGGAGAGCUUUUCACUUUUAAUUCACGUUCCCAGUACAUACCUAUUAAUAACCCCAGUACUGGGGUUAUCUAAUUCAUUUUGAACAAAGCUGUUGUAGUUGUGCUUGAGUCCUUAAAAAGGCAUUUGAAAAGUUCACAGUUACUUGCUUGAAAAGGCAUCAUAUUAUUUUUAAGACGGACUUUUGGGGCCGCCAAAGCUGCUUUCUGCCAGCCAGGGGGCACAGUGCAGUUUUCAAAGCUGACUUGAGUGAUUAGCUGAGGUGUCACUGCAUCCCUGUACCUCCUUCUCAUGUGAUGGAUGUACAGGGUUACAGAGAGCACUAUCCUUUGGCUAUAUCCCUGCUUUCUGCAGUCACCCUUUACGGACCACUGCACACAGCAGAAAUUAGAGCUUCCCUGAGAAUGCUCUAACUUACCUUGUAGGUCAAACUGGUAAGCCACUUAUGCCCAUACAGGUCCUACCCCCUCCAUGUCCAAUGCCAAGCACAGGUUUAGCAGAUAUGCACCCUGAAGUCUAAUGCUAGUUUAAAGAGUACAGUUAUUGCAAAAUGUUAUACUCUGAACAUAUAACAUUGGCACCAGGGUGCUUCACUAGGUUUUAGAAAUUCAUGCUAUAUACAAAGUGUAGCUGCUUUUAAACCAAGAAUCACCAAACUUCGGCUAUGCUGGGCCAGCAGUGAGAACAGAUUUCAGAAAAGAUCAGUGGUGUCUUCUGAGAAGGUUUUAACACCAAUUGCAGAAGCUGACAAGAGCAACCCAGCGGAACCAGCCCUUGGAAGGCAUCAAAAGACUGACAUUGACAAAAUCAAGUGGGAGUUAAAUGUCUGUGGCCUGAUGAGUUUGUCAACUGGCCUGGAGAAUGUAAACCUGCUGUGCCCUCUCUUGGGCCUACCCAAGACUGAAUUUCUGGGCCUUGACCUUGAAAUGGGCUCAUUCCAGUGGACAGGUACUAUACUGUACAAGGAAGAAGGAGAGAGAGGGGGACAUGGGUGCACGGGACAGAAGCAGACCAGCAUAAUUCUCAUCUUAAUUGUGGCAGGAGGAUAGAUGCUGGUUCACAUACCCAAGGACCAAACACCUUAUGUUUCUAUGUUUACACUCAGUAGCCUAGAUUGGAACAAAGACUUUACAAGGGUUCAUAGAAAAUGUUCCCAAAUGAAACUAAUUAACUGCUGAAAAUGCCAUUCAAGGUGAACAUGCAGGUGUCAUGGUUUAGUUUGUGUUUGUUUAUUGAAAAUGAUAAACAGAUCAACAAUUUUAAAGAAAAGAAAGACUCAACAUUAGGCUUGUCCAUUGGAAUCCUUUUUGGUGAGCUACAUUUUGAAAGGUUAGAUUUAUCUAGUUGACUUUCAUUUCCCAGUUACUUUUUCUUAAUUAAAAUGUUUACAAUAAUAUAUGACUGAGAGUGAUUAAGAUGUAGCAUAAAGCAUGUAGGCCUAUAAUAGUGGUAGCCUGAGCAUCCCCAAUCUCAUCUAAUAUCAGUUGAGUGGUCCUAGUGCUGACUAGUGCUUGGGCAGGAAACCAUCAGGCAAUCUCUGGUGCUACAUGCACAAGGUAAGGAAGCAUUGCUGAAUGCUUGGCAAAUGCUAAACUACAGAAAUGGAAGUGUGGAAAGACUUUAUUUGCUCCUCCCUCCCCUGACCCCCCUUGUUGCUAAACUUGUAAGAGCCUAAAUAAAUAAAAAGUUUGUUUAGUGGCUGAUUACCAAGACUUUUACCAACAAGUUAAGACGCUGACAGAAAUGGGAGAAGAGAAGGAGCAGAAACUCAGGUCUUAGAAUUGUUAAUUGACUUGGAUGUAUAUUUUGCUUGUUUCUGUUCUGAUACUUGAUGAUCUCUUUUACUCCACAGAAAUUGUAGCUGAAACUUUUCUAUACCUUCUUUGUAUUUUUAAGGCUGAAAGUAAGAAUUUUUG
Molecule: messenger RNA, 7206 nt
Organism: Alligator sinensis (Chinese alligator)
Lineage: Eukaryota; Metazoa; Chordata; Crocodylia; Alligatoridae
Gene: SENP7
Product: SUMO specific peptidase 7
Exons: 23
Coding region: 6-3167 (1053 amino acids)
Biological process (GO): protein desumoylation
Cellular component (GO): nucleus; cytoplasm
Molecular function (GO): SUMO-specific endopeptidase activity
Source: RefSeq, a predicted model, not a curated record